CCCCCCCCCCCUACCCUACCCCCACCCCCACCCAAUCCUUCUAUAUAGGCUUGUUCGUUGUACUUGCAAAAAGACUUCUCAGUUUCUCACAUUAUUGGUAAUUAAUUAAUUUCCUCUCUUCGAUCCCCAUUUCUAGAAAAAAAAAAAUAACUGAUCGAAUACUUGAAUUCGUAGAUUUAUUUAUGGAAAGAGGAUGGGGUCUAGCCCUAGAUAACAGCGCCGAUCAAGUUGGAUUUUUUGGAAACAAGCAGGUUUUUGGAGAUCAUCAUCAUCAUCAUCGGAGUGGUACUACUAGCAGCGGUUUGAUUAUGUUUCCGGUGAAUUCGAGGGUUAGGGAAGACGACGACGGCGGCGCCGCCGCGUCAUCGCCGCCGCGCGGCGAAGUGGACUUUUUCGCGGAGAGGAAUAAGCCAACUGUCAAGACGGAAAGUUCACACGCUGAGACGUCCGCCGCCUGCAGAGAAUUUAACGUCAACACUGGUUUGCAACUGGUGACUGCGAAUACCGGAAGCGACGAAUCAACGGUGGAUGAUGGGGUUUCCUACGAUGUUGAAGAUAAGAGAGCCAAAAUUGAGCUGGCACAUCUUCAAGUUGAACUGGAAAGAAUGAACACUGAAAAUCAAAGAUUGAAAGGAAUGCUGACUCAGGUCAACGAAAAUUACUCAGCACUACAGAUGCAUUUUAUGGCAUUGAUGCAGCACCAGCAAAAUUCAACUACUGAUAGCACCAAACAAAAUCAGAUUGUUGAAAGAAAAUCUGAAGAAAAGAAAUUAGCGAUAGUUCCAAGGCAGUUAUUGGACUUGGGCGUCGGCGGCUGCGGCGACGACCUCAUGACGGAGGAACAAUCGAACUCGUUAUCGGAAGAAAGAACGAUUUCCGGUUCACCUCAGAAUAACAACAUGGAAUUAUCGAGGAAUAAGAGGAUUGGCCGUGACGAGAGCCCGGAAUCUGACAGCUGGCAUCGGAAUAAAACUCCCAAAUUGGAUAAUCCGGCGAAACCCGUCGAACAAACCGCCGAUGCAACUAUGCGGAAAGCACGUGUCUCCGUUAGAGCACGUUCAGAAGCACCCAUGAUUUCCGACGGGUGCCAAUGGAGAAAGUACGGACAAAAAAUGGCGAAAGGGAAUCCGUGCCCACGUGCUUAUUACCGGUGCACUAUGGCCGUCGGAUGUCCGGUGCGGAAACAGGUUCAGAGGUGCGCCGAUGACCGUACGAUUCUGAUCACUACCUACGAAGGUACGCACAACCACCCGCUGCCUCCGGCGGCCAUGGCGAUGGCGUCCACCACCUCCGCCGCAGCCAGCAUGCUUCUCUCCGGCUCCAUGCCAAGCGCCGACGGGUUGAUGAACCCUAAUUUUCUGGCCAGAACAAUUCUCCCAUGUUCGUCGAACAUGGCCACCAUCUCAGCUUCUGCUCCUUUCCCCACCGUCACUCUCGACCUCACACAGACACCAACCCCGUUGCAGUAUCAAAGACCACCGCCGGUGCAGUUCCAGCUCCCGUUUCCUCAAAACUUUGCCGGCGCCGUCCAAACGCCGGCGGCUCCUCAGGGUUUCGGGCAAGGUCUUUAUAAUCAAUCCAAGUUUUCCGGUCUGCAAAUGUCUCGGGCCGUCAGUAGUGAAGCUGCGCAAGUGCAGGGACAGUCGUCGCAGCAGUCCUUCGCCGACAGCCUGAGCGCUGCCACGGCGGCGAUAACUUCGGAUCCGAACUUCACGGCAGCCCUCGCCGCGGCAAUCUCAUCCAUUAUUGGUGGGUCCCACCAGAAUAACGCCAACCAGUCGUCUACUACACCCAACAACCCUAACGUAAAUACAAGUAAUAGCAACAAUUUUCCGGGGAAUUAAAUUAAUUACAGAUUAAAAAGUGUUAAACCAGUUUAUUCAUUAAAUCUUGUAUAAGAUACUUUUUCUUCUGCCUGAUUGUUCUUUAUUUCUUCAUUUCUGGUUGUACAAUAUGGAGAAUUGACACGUGUUCAUAUGUUUUUUUUUUUUCGUUUAAUUGUAUUAACCAAGUUUAGGACCAAACAAAAUAUACAUUCAUUGUUAUUGUUUUA
This is a messenger RNA of Erythranthe guttata (spotted monkey flower), 2053 nucleotides long. RefSeq names its product WRKY transcription factor 6. The record is from RefSeq and is a predicted model, not a curated record. Gene Ontology annotation, biological process: regulation of DNA-templated transcription. Gene Ontology annotation, molecular function: sequence-specific DNA binding; DNA-binding transcription factor activity. Lineage: Eukaryota; Viridiplantae; Streptophyta; Magnoliopsida; Lamiales; Phrymaceae.